UGACAAAAUGGAACCCACCAGCAGAGGAGACCUGAAAGUGGCACAUGGCAGAGUGUGGCGAUGGAGACCACAGCAGCAAUUGGAGGACGGCCGUACAGGGACCCAUGAGAGACUCUGGACCUGGCAGCAGGACAUGAGGAGGGGGGUACAGGGGCCCAUGGCAGAUUUACGGGCCUGGCAGCAGCAAUGGGAGGCCCGUAAUCUGCCAGCACCCUAUGACAAAAUGGAACCCACCAGCAGUGUGAGGAGACCUGAAAGUGGCACAUGGCAGAGUGUUGCGAAGGAGACAGCAGCAAAGGGAGCCGUACUCAGGGACCCCUGAGAGACUCUGGACCUGGGCAGCAGCAUGA
Molecule: messenger RNA, 350 nt
Organism: Staurois parvus
Lineage: Eukaryota; Metazoa; Chordata; Amphibia; Anura; Ranidae
Source: the annotation of a GenBank genome assembly